AUGUCAGAAGACCCAGAGGAAUGGGCCCGCCUCUCCCUCCCGGACCAAUUCCAGCACAAAAACUGGAAGGCACGAAAAGCCGGCUACGAGACAGCCACAAAGGAAUUCAAGACCGCACAACCCAGCGACCCCGUCGUCCGCGAAUUCAUCCUCGAAAGCAGUCUAUGGAAGGGCGCAGUAGCAGACAGCAAUGUGGCAGCACAGCAAGAGGCGUUGAACGCAUAUAAUGCCUUUCUCGACGCGGCAGCAGCGGAGGGGGCGAGGAAGACGCGGAGUGUGACGAUACAGGGGGUGGUGGAGAAGGGCUUGAUGGGUCGACCGGCGGCCAAGGCUAGUGCGUUGGAGACGUUAUUGUUGUUGGUCGAGCUGGAUAAGGCGGAUCCGGUGAUUGAAGAGCUAUUACCAUUCUUGUCGCAUAAACAGCCGAAGAUUAUUGCGGCGACGUUGUCGGCUGUGACGAGUGUUUAUCAUGCCUAUGGAUGCAAGAUAGUCGAGCCGAAGCCGGUGAUUAAGCUUCUGCCGAAGGUGUUUGGGCAUGCGGAUAAGAAUGUGAGGGCGGAGGCACAGAACUUGACCGUCGAGUUCUAUCGAUGGCUGAGGGAGGCGAUGAAGCCGCUGUUCUGGGGCGAGUUGAAGGAUGUGCAGCAAAAGGAUUUGGAGAAGUUGUUUGAGCCUGUCAAGGCGGAACCACAGCCUAAGCAGGAGCGGUUGCUGCGUAGUCAGCAGGCGGCGAAGGAACAGGCUGAGGCAGCAGAUGAUCCUGAUGAGGGUGACGUGGGUGGCGAGGGUGAUGAGGAAGCCGGCGAGAUCGAUCUGGAGCCAGAGUUUGAGGCGGUGGACGUCUUUGCGAAAGUGCCCAAGGAUCUUAACGAGCGACUGGCGAGCACGAAAUGGAAAGAUCGAAAGGACGUGCUGGACGAAGUGUUUACAGCUGUCAAUGUACCCGCCAUGCAAGACGGACAUUUCGACGACAUCAUCCGAGGCUGUGCGAAGAGCAUGAAGGAUGCGAAUAUUGCGGUCGUCGCGGUGGCGGCGAACUGUGUGGAGUGCAUAGCGAAAGGCUUGAGGAAGUCGUUCACAAAGUACCGCGGCACGAUACUGGGACCUAUGCUGGAGCGUUUCAAGGAGAAGAAGGCGACUGUCACGGAUGCGAUAGGUGCGGCGUGUGAUGCUGUCUUUGCAGCUACUGGGUUCGCGGAAGUGAGUGCAGAUGUACUAGAGCAGCUGAAGAGCAAGAAUCCGCAAGUCAAGGAACACACAGCCAAGUUUCUCAUCAGAAGUCUGAAGAGCACACGAGAAGCACCGACUCUCGAGCAAACGAAGGAGUUUGCAGAAGGUGGCAAGAAGCUCAUCACAGAGUCCGUGGCGACACUACGAGACGCGGGAGCAGAAAUUCUGGGGGUGUUGUGGAAGAUCAUGGGCGACAGGAAUAUGCUCAAUCAUCUCGAAGGACUGGAUGAGAUCCGCAAAACAAAGAUCAAGGAGUUCAGCGAUGCGGCGGAAGUGAGAGCGAAGUGGAAACCCAAGGCCGCCGCGCCACCACCCAAAGCAGCCGCACCUGCCGCCGCUGGCCGGAAACCUGCACCCGGUACCAAGAAGCCCGCUGCGAAAAAGGCUCCAACGCCGAGAUCAUCUACACCACCUGCAGCCGCCGAGGAUGCACCAUUACAACCACGACCGACAAGCCGUCCAGGCGUGAAAGCACCAGCCGGGCUCCGACCACCCGGUGGUCUCAAAGCCCCCGGAUCCGGACUCCAACGACCUGGUACCGGCCUCAAACCACCCACCGGCACAUCCUCGCCAAAACGCCAACUAGCACCCCUCGAAGACAUCUCCGCCGCCACCAAACCCCUAGGAGCCGGGGGCCGCGGUCUCGCCGGCCGCCCCCUAGCCAAACCCUCGACAGCUCCCUCCUCCCCACCCCGCCACGAACCCCCCACCACCUCCUCCUCCGCCCUAACCACCCUAGAACGCCAAGAACUCACAACCCUGCACACGGAACUUGACCUCCUGCGCUCCCAAACCUCCGACCUCCGCCAAGAUAAACUCCGUCUCACGUCCCAAAUCGCGGAAUUACAAAAUCAAAACGCGCAGUUGAUUGAGGAUCACACGCGGGAUGUGUUGCAGAUUAAAGCCAAAGAGACGCAACUUGUGCGGGCCAGGAGUGAUGCGGAGAAUAGUGAGGAGAGGGGGAAUUCGUUGGGCAGGGAGGUGGAGAGGUUGAAGAGGGAGAUGGGGCGGUUGGGAAGGGUGCAUCUGCAGCAGGGUUCUGUGGGGGGUGGGAUUGAUAUUAAUGGGAAUGGGUUUGGGGAGGGAAAUGGUGGGAUGCCGCCGCGGCCGGGGUUCGGGGGCGUGAGUAGGUCUUAUGCUGCGCCGAGUCCGCGGGGGUAUGAUAUGAGUGGGUUCAACGGUCAUGGCCACGGCCACGGCCACGGUCACGGCCACGGACUUGGUGCUGGUGCUGCUUCGGCUGAGGGAGAGGAGGGGAAGGAGAAUAUUCCCGAGUCUCCUGGUGCUGCUGCUGCUGCUGGGUUCGGUGGGUAUGGGAGUCCCGAGAGGAAUGGGGAUGCGGACGCUAUGCCUCCGCCUCGCACCAAGCCUUCACAGCAGCAGACGCAGUCGCAGUCGCACUUCGCGUUGAAUCAUAACCGCCCGAUGUCGAAUGGGAGUUCGGGGCGCGCUGGGACACCGCUUUCGCUUUCUCAUGAUGAUGGUGGUGAGGGCGGUGGCGGGGAUGCUGCAACCAGGUCGACCAGCGGAGGGAGUGGGAGUGCGAAGCCCGCGAGUGUGGAUCGCAGUCAGAGUCAGAGUCAGAGUGAAGGGGUGGAGAGUUGGAGGCGGGCGGCGGAGGUGACGCAGAAUCUGAAGGCGCGGAUUGAGAUGAUGAAGGCGAGACAGAAUAUUGGGCGGGGACAAUGA
Messenger RNA from Recurvomyces mirabilis, 2919 nucleotides. RefSeq lists its product as uncharacterized. Gene Ontology annotation, biological process: microtubule polymerization; mitotic spindle organization; establishment or maintenance of microtubule cytoskeleton polarity. The record is from RefSeq and is a predicted model, not a curated record. Lineage: Eukaryota; Fungi; Ascomycota; Dothideomycetes; Mycosphaerellales; Teratosphaeriaceae. The coding region runs from base 1 to 2919 and encodes 972 amino acids. Gene Ontology annotation, molecular function: microtubule plus-end binding; microtubule plus end polymerase activity. The transcript has 2 exons. Gene Ontology annotation, cellular component: microtubule plus-end; spindle pole body; kinetochore.